CUUGUGACGUCUUUACAUAAAGUGGUGGAAUGUGACUGAGCUUGCGGGGUUAGAUUGUACAUAAGGGGAAAUCCGGUAAAUGCCAUUGUACUAUAUGCUACCGGAACAAAUUUUAUGAAAGUUGUAGUUUGCUAAGGUUUCGCCGUGUAAAAUGAGUGAGGUUUUGGAUGCUGUCCAGGAUUUGACAUUAGUUGAUCCUUUAUUUCAGAAUGUCAAGUUUUAUGUUAGCGGGAAAGCACACGAAAAGGUUUUAAAUAUUCUUCAAGAUGGAGGAGGGGAACGAAUGAAUUACUUCUCUGACUUUGUAACACAUUGUGUUAUUGGAGAUGAUGCAUCUGAAAGUGACAUUUGUGAUGCUAAGGAGUUGUAUGAAGUCCCAGCAGUUACUCAGAAAUGGGUGUUGUAUUCUGUGAAGUGUAAAAAAUUGUUACCUACUAAAGGUUUCUUGCCUGACAGUGAUCAGCUUUUUUCAGGGAUAGUUGCAUGUCUUUCACAAACCAGCAAAGUUGAUUCCAAAGCAUUAUGGGCUAUGAUAACAUUCAGUGGUGGACAAUGCCAAUUGAACCUGAACAAGCGGUGCACACAUUUGAUAAUUACAAAACCAGAAGGAGCAAAGUAUGAGGAAGCAAUGCGUCACGAAGGAACCCUUCGUAUUGUGACUCCAGACUGGGUUGUAGAUAGUGUGCGGAGCCGAGGGAGGUGCGAGGAAGGUCUCUAUCAUCCGUGUCUGCUGAUUCUACCAAAACCUCAUUCUCCUACCCCUCCGCCUGUUCUUCCUUCACAGUCAUUUCUGUCACGAUCUUUUGGAUCCAUAGGUGAUAAAUCAGGGAGCAGUGACAGCAACAGUCUGCUUUCAACAGCUCAGAUCCUUGGAUUUGCAGACGAAGUGUUUGAUAGCAAGGAUUUGGGUGGUGGUGAUGGUGGAGUUGGUGGGCAGUCUGGUAGCAAGGCUUCUCUUCUGGAACAGUUGAAGCAGAGGAUGCCGUGGAAUCAACCCCAGCCUGCAACACACCAGAAACAAAUUUUGACAACAAUGCAUCACCAGCAGGUUUUGCAGCAGCAGAAGGACCAGCAGUUACAGCAACAGUUGCAGCAGUUUCAGUCUAUUCAACAACAGCAGCAACAACAGCGAAUGGCUGCAUCAUCAGCAGGGUUAAAUCCAGCCGCAAUGCAGCAGCAAACAUUGUCUUCCUUGCAGGUGUCUGCUGGAGGGGGGCAACUGCUGCAACAACAAAUUCUUUCUUCAUCUCCAGCAAGCAGUAAUGUGGUGAUGACAGGUCAAGGUGCUAUGUUGCAACAUCAGAGGGCAAUGCAAGUGGUUCAGCAACAUAGAAACAUGCAAGUGGUGCAAGAUGGUACUCAGGUGCAGGUGAUGCAUCAGCAGAGAGUCAUUCAGCAGACAUCACCCCAUCCACAGCAACAGCAGAUACAAGUGCAGCAAGGUCCUCCUUGGAGACAGGCUAUACCGCAACAGCAGCUGCCACCACAAAUUCAAGUACAGAAGCAACAGUUUGUAUUACGAGAAGGUCAGCCACAAGUACAGCAACAGCUCAGUCAGCAGCCUCAAACACAGCAGUAUACUGUCACUGUACAGCGUGAGGUAGCUGCUGGUGCAGGUAGUCAGCUGACAUGGCAGCAACAGCAGCAGUACCACCUUCAACAACAACAGAGACAGCAGUUACAGCAGCAACAAGGACAGCCACAGCCAACACCACCACCACUGCAACGUCAGAUCGCAUGGACUCAGCAACCACAAGCUCAGGGUCCACCACGGCAGCUUAUACAUUUGGACCCCCAGACCCAUGCACAAUUGCAGCAGAUGGAUCCACAGCAGAGGGCCCUUUUCAUUCAGAAGAUUCAUAAGCAACGGCAAAUAAUUCUGCAGAGACAGUUACAAGUACAAAGGCAAGCACAGGCACAACAGCAGGGUUUAACACAGGGGAUGCCUCGCCAGCAACUGAUACAGCAGCCACAGCCGCAGGUUCUUAUUCGAGGUCAGCUCCCUGCUGGCCUGACCCCUCAGCAACAGCUCCAGUGGCUGCAGCAGCAUCAACAGAGACAGCUUCAGGGACAGACUGUUGUGUUAAACCAGCAGCAGCAGCAGCAACAACAACAACAACAACAGCAACAACAACAACAACAGCUGCUCCAGCAGAAUCCUCAGCUUCGCCAACAGCAGGUUUUAGUACAGCAAGAGCAGCAGAGUCCGCUUCGCCAGCAGCAGUUGAUAGUUGCAGGGCAGAAUCCCAUAGCACAGCAGCAACAGCCUCCGCUGCCCUCCGGCACUACGCCUGGAAUCAUGCAGAACCCACAGCAACUUCAGACAACAGCUGCUGCUGGCACUUGGAUACCUCAGCAGGCUGAGAAUGCUGGUUCGGUUCAACAAACUCAAGCUAACCAACAGCAGCAGCUAGCACAGCUGCAGUUACAGAGGCAGCAUCAGAUACAACGUCUUCAGCAGCUUCAGUUGCAGAGGGAAGCAGCAGCAGCUGCACAGAAGCAACAACAACAACAGGUUGUUGUGUCUGGUCAGCGAAUACAGGUCCAGCAGACACAACAACCCCAAUCACAGCCAGUGCUUCAAGGGCAGAUACAGUAUUCUGCACAGGUUGCAGUACAGCAACAAAUGGUGCAAGGCCCAAUGCAGUCUCCACUCCAGCAGCAGCAGCAGCAGCAGCAGCAACAACAACAACAACAACAACAACAACAGCAGCAGCAGCAGCAGCAACAACAGCAACAUCAACAACAACAGCAGCAGCAGCAGCAGCAGCAACAACAACCGCAACAACAACCGCAACAACAGCCACCGCAACCACCACCACCAACACUGCAGCCACAGUCAACAGAUGAGGUUACACACCAAGAACACUUUCAAGAUUUAAAGACUGGAGUUAAUCAACAAGCUCAGCAACCGCAACAGCCUCUUGUGGUCAACCCAAAAACUAAAACAGCUCUAGCAAACAUGCUUAGCAUUCGACUGCAGAGUGGAACUACAGGAACACCUCACUUGUCUCCACAGCAGCCAGGAGCUCAGGGUCCUGUUUUGGUUGGUCAGCCAUCAACUUCACAGGAGGGCAGUGCUGCAGGUCAGUUAAGAUUAAUGACAGCUCAGCAUCAUGCUCAGCAACACCAGCCGCCACCUGGCAUCAUUCAGUCACCAGUUCGACCUGUUGCCACAACACACAUUCCACCUGAUCAGCUUCUCACUUAUCAGCAGCAACAGAGACGUACUCUGGGCAACAUUACAAAUGCUACAGGCUCUGCCAGUAGUGGGGGCUCUCCAGUUCGCCCUCCUGGCAUGGUGGUAGCUAAUUCAGGGGUACCGCCAGUAGGGGUAGUAGUAGGAGCGCCUGGUGUAGGAGUAGCUGUCGCCAAGUCUCCUUACAAUCAGACUGCUGCAACGGCUGCCAGAGUAGCUGCAGCAUUAGCAAAAUCAGCACAGAGCAUUGGACAGGUUCAACAGCAACCAAGGGCACAAUUCUAUGGGCAUAACCCCAACUUGAAGUCUGCUCAUAUAACAGACGAUAUCAGGAGACUAGAUCUGCCAGAAACAAAGGUGUAUACAAGCUGUGAAUCAGUGCCACCAGACCUUUUUCUAUUGGGUUGCAUCUUUCUGAUUGUGGAUUAUGACUGCAGUAUGCCUGAUGAAGUAAUGAUGUGGAAACGCAUCAUUGUUUCCAGUGGUGGUGAGGUUGAUACAGUUUAUGCACCUCGAGUAACACAUGUUCUGUGUGAGACACAAAAGUCCGCAAUUGUCCAGCGGGCACUCAGAGAAGGAAAGCGUUGUGUAUCAGCAUACUGGCUGAAUGACGUAGUUCUGAAACAACAGGUGCUUCCACCAUGGCAGGCACUUCACUUUCCUACAGCUUUCAGUGAUGAUAAGCCAUGUAAGAAUCACAUCAUUGCAUUCUCUGGCUUCGAAGGAGAAGAAAGGGCCCGAGUACGAUUCAUGAUUGAAGCAAUUGGAGCAAAGUGUACCAAUUACUUCACAAAACACAAUCAUGUACUGGUGUGCCGCAGGCUUGAAGGUGCGAAGUACAAGAAGGCACGUGAAUGGAACAGACCAGUUGUGAAUGCCCAGUGGCUGAAUGAUAUUUUGUUUGGACAUUACUCUUGCAUUCAGCAACCAGAUAUGCCAAAGUUCCAGCAGUUUAAUUUGGGCAACCCAUUUCGUAUUGAGUAUGCCCUGAUUCCACACCUUAUGGCGGCAUGGAAGAUGCCAAUCAACAUAACUCAAGAGUCUUACGAUAAAAUUAAAACAAUCCCACCAGCUCAGCGACGUGUAAAACGACCACGUCUUGACAAAUCUGCCACUUCUGCUGGAGACUCAGACCAAGAGAACAUGCUUGAAAAUGUGGAAGUAACAAAUCCUGACCCACCUUCAGAAGACAAGAGGCCAAUGGUUUUAUUUUCUCAUGUUACAAAGCAAUCAGAAUUAGCCAAGAAAGUUAAGCAGUUGGGUGGUGCAGUAGUGGAUUCACACAAGGAAGCAACACACUUGGUAAUGGAACAGGCUGUUCGAACUGUCAAGCUCCUGUGCUGUCUCUCCACAUGCAAGUACCUUGUAUCUGAAGCAUGGGUCAGAGACAGUCAUGCCCAGAAUAAGUUUCUAGAUGAAAAACUAUACAUCUUGAAUGAUCCUGAGUUUGAAAAGGAGUUUGGCUGCCACAUAGCUAAGGUUCUGGAAAAGCCUAAUAGGAAUGAUUUAUUUAAGGGUAAGAUAUUCUACAUGACACCAGGUGUAAUGCCUAGCCCAUCAGUUUUAGCAGAUAUCAUCGAAUGUGCUGGUGGUAAGGUAGAAAAACAUAGACGUUCGCUGAAAGCAAUUCAAGAUGCAAACCAGAAAGAAUACAAUUAUUUUGUAAUCACAGUUGGAAAUGACCUUCAUCUUCUUAGGGACCUGAUAAAAUAUGAAAUUGGUGUGUUCAAUGCAGAGUUUGUAAUGAGUUCAGUGAUGAGACAAGAAAUUAAUUAUGGAGCAAAGACAGCUUAGUGAAUGGAAUACAGAGUAUAUAUAAACCUCCUACCUUUAAUACAAAACUACAUUAAAUUUGUGAUACUUUUUUUGCAUAUCAAUAAAAUUGAAAUGAUGUUAUUGAAGUGAAUGUUAUUACAAUGUAGUAAUGGUAGCUUAAGAAAUUAUAAUAUUAGUUUUAUGUUAGCGUUUGAAUAUAGGUGUGAUGUGUCACUGACUGAAGAACAAAAGAAUGUCCUGAAGAAGUAGAUGCUUAUAGGAUUAAACUAAUACAGUGCUGUGUUACAAGGUUUGUAUGUAACUAACUCGGUGAGUAGUUCUCUCUUUGAGAAAGUUGUUCAUUGAGCUAAUUUAGAGUAGCUGCCUGAUUUUACCUCUUUGGUAUAUAAACCUUUCUGAAAUUAAUUCCAGUGGUGUUAAUGUUUUUGGUUUUAUGCUCCAUUUUGUUUCAAGUAUAUACAAGUUCCUAGCUUUGGCUCGCUAGAUUCCUUGACUUUUUAAGGUCAGAGGUCUGUUAGGGGUAUCAGAGGGCCAGCCAAGACCCUGGCCCCUCAUUUGUUACUGCCUGUUCUCAGUCUGGCAAGCAUGGCCAAGACUUUGGGAGAUGCCUGCAUCACACUCUGCAUUAGGUAUUCAUGCAGAAGUCACUGAAUGGGAAAUCCCAUUCCAUUUACACGGUCUUUGAAUAGUAGUCUGCAAAUGUGAAAGGUUCCUGAUCUGCCAUGUUCAGUUUGCUGUGUCUGAUUAACAACAUUUCCAUAUUAGAGUGUACUAGCAUACUGUUUGUGAGCUCUACUAUAUCAUAUAAUAUGUCAGCAUCUCAUGAGACACAUCCCUGCCUAAUGAUGCAGCACUGUAAGAGGACGGUGCAAAUGUGGAUAUGACUCGGGCAUCAUCCUGAUCCUGCAUACAUGCCAAUUUUGUCAAAUGGAUCAAAUUUUGUGACCACUUAUGUCUAUAACAAAGAGUCUUGGCAAAAGUGCAAAGGACUUUGGAUUCUGAAUGUAAUCCACAGUAUUCACCUGGAAGGAAUGUACUUAUUUUGUAACACUGUUUAUAUAAAAUAUAAAAAAUGCCUCUGUUUUUAAGAAACUUUUCUUCUGGAAGUGGCAGUUCAAGCUAUGUCAUUGCUCAGAGAUUUGGCUGAUGUUUUUGUGCACAAAAAAACCAGGCUUUCUUGAGUUAUCACCUGUGGCAUAUAUUUUAAGUAUAUAAGGUAAUGAUCAAUUGCACAUUUUCUAUUGCAUGAAAAAAAUCAACUAUAUGAUAUUUAACCUAUUGAUGCAUUUUUUCUUAUUCAUAUUUUGAAUAAAGAGGAGAGAGCACUUAUAAGGGUAUAAACAGAUAAAAAUGGACAUUUUGUGCUUUCUACCUGACUGCUUUUUUUUUUCUCUUUUCCAUUGUCAGCUGUUUUACGACAAUCCAUUUCAUGCCCCCUUUCUGUAUGCCUGUACUCUGGCAACUGGUGUAUUAUUCUUUAAAUUUGUUUACCAAGCCAUGUACUUUUAUUUCCUUUAAUAAUUUUAUGUUUAUAGAGUUUUAUUACCUUGUUAGUGUAAUAUCUAUAAGACUUUAAUUAACUGUACUUCACUGCAGAGUGACUGAAGUCAAAAUCUUCUGUGAUGGCAAACAUGCCCUACACAUUAAGCAUCAAACUGAUGUAGCAUAUGUAAUUUUUAUUUUAUGUAUGAUAAAACAGGCUCCAAGAGAACAACAUUUUUAAUUGAUUAAUGUGGAAUGUUCCCCUUUUUCUUAUCUUUUAAGAAUGUAAUUAUGUAAUAAAAUUCAGUUUAAUAAAAGUUCUGUUUCAACAAAAA
Zootermopsis nevadensis is the source of this 6792-nucleotide messenger RNA. RefSeq lists its product as uncharacterized. The record is from RefSeq and is a predicted model, not a curated record. Gene Ontology annotation, cellular component: MLL3/4 complex. Lineage: Eukaryota; Metazoa; Arthropoda; Insecta; Blattodea; Termopsidae.